Messenger RNA from Actinia tenebrosa (Australian red waratah sea anemone), 2287 nucleotides. RefSeq lists its product as uncharacterized. Lineage: Eukaryota; Metazoa; Cnidaria; Anthozoa; Actiniaria; Actiniidae. The record is from RefSeq and is a predicted model, not a curated record.
UAAAGUGCUCAAUAAUUGCUUGAUUGUUUAUUCGAACCAACCAUAAACCAACUAGUUUCUCGCAAUUUUUUCUUGUUAAGAAUAUGGCGUCCUCGAGAACAGUUUUGACUUUUUUUCUCCUACUUUUUGUGGGAAUUAUUUACUGUCAAGAUGUUGAAGAUCAGUUAGUUUGGUCUGAAUCGAUGCAGUCAAACUUUGGAGUUGCUCAGCUCUCUCUUCCGGACACCUUGAUGAACAUCAGUGUGAAAGACAAAAUCCUCUCUAGCUACAAAACUCCAACAAACAAGAAGGCCUUUGUGCUUGAUAACCUCCUUAAUGCUUCAUCAUUAGCAAUGCUGCGUGGCUUUAUAACAGUGGAAUUAGGGGCAUGGAAAUUCAGCUUACAUGAACCGUACGAAGGAGGAAUAGAGAAACUUAAUGAUGGCAUUCCAUGGGUCAAUGAGUUAGACUCUCUCCAAUUUGCUAAUUCUGCCAUUGGCCGUGUGCUUCAAAAAGCAGUAACCGAUGUUUCUGGUUCAAAGGAAAUUUAUUAUCCAUAUAGAGUCAGGGCUAAAAUUCUUCGUCGAGGUGACUUUACUAGAUUAUACAGUGAUGCCAGUGACAAAGAUGAUGAAUAUUCCAUGAUAAUGUUUUUGAAUACUGAAUGGCAAAAAAAUGAUUACGGAGAAAUUUACCUGUAUGACAAAGACCAGGAAAUAUUUGGUGGUGCAGUACCCAAAUAUGGUCGUGCUGUCAUCUGGCAGAGCUCUGUGCCAUAUCUAGCAAGACCCCCAAGCAUGGCAUUCAAGCAAGGAUUAUUCCUCUUGCACAUUCAGUUCACAAAAUCAAAAGACAAAGUCUACCAAAGUUCACAAAACUGGGAACGAGCUAGAGCUGAGCGGAUAGCCGUAGUAACUGGUGACUUUGUUGGAGCAAACGAACUAGCCCCAGCUUCCAUUGACUUUAAGAGCAAACUUGUCCGAGAAUAUCAAACCAAAAAUGGCAAGAAAAUCUUUGUAUUUGAUGAUUUAUUUGAAAAGAAGGAUCUAGACAUGUUACGAGUUGUUAUUUUAAAUUAUGGCCUAUACUACUAUGAUGACAGUGAUGAUGAUGGUGACAGUGAUAAUGUGCAAUGGAUAGCUGGGUUUGCUAUUGAUAGUUACAUACGUAGCAGACUCUGGAACAUCACACGCAGGGUGGCAAGUCACGUGUCAGGGAAAGACGAAUGGUUUCCUUAUGACGUGUCAUGUAACCUUAUAAGGAAUGCUGACCAUACGCGCAUCCAUAAUGACUGUGGAGAACAUGAAGACGAAUGGACAUUCCUUAUCUACUUGAAUCCUAACAUGACUAAGAAUGAUUAUGGCGAGACUGUUUUCUAUGAAGAAGAUACAAAAAAUCCUGAGAUUGCUGCUGAAGUUCGACCAAAAUAUGGACGAGCUGUCAUUUUCCAAGGUAUUAUACCACAUUCUGCUCGUCCUCCCAGCACCAACUACACCCACGCACGACUAACAUUCGUUGCCAAGUUAUCUGUAAACGAGUUUGUUGCUCGUACUAAAGCAUUUGUUGAAGAGAUCAGGCAUUAUACUGGCGUGAGAUAUCAACAGAUGUUUGUAAAGAAUCUACAGAAUGGAAUCGCUCCUGCGCAGACUAGAAAACCAGUCAAGGCCAAAAAAUACCAAGCUAAGGAGGAUGAGGAAGAGGCUGAGCGUGAAGAAGAUGAAGAAGGAGAAGAAGGCGAAGAAGGAGAAGAAGGAGAGGAGUCCAAUGGCAAAGAACCAAAGAAGCCAUCAGCAGAUGCUACAUCUGAGGGAGAAGACAUGACUCCAGAGUUUAAUGAUCCAAAACUUCAAUCCUUAGAAGAGAAGCAAAAACAAUUAGAAGAAGAUCCUGAAAACUCUUUAGAAAAACUCCGAGCUCUUCAUCGAGAACUUUCGGCCAUGCAUGAGUUAGACAGAGAAAUGCUACGCCAAAACUAUGCUAAAGUUCUUUAGGGUGAAUUUUAUUAUUUUAAGAAAAUCUUAAAAUCACUUUCUAGUUCACUGCUUGUAGCUUAAAUUAAAUUAUUUAUUAACCACAAUUAUUGAAGCAAAGGUUUCAAUAAACUUUUCAAUCGCGAUUCAAUAUACAGUAUAUCAUUGCACGGGUGAAAUACAUUGCUGUAUUUUUUCCAUAAAUGGAAUAGGAAAUGGAUGAAUGAAGAUUAUUUCCCAUCCAUUCACUUCUUUUAGAUUUCUAAUGGCAGAUACUAGAAUAUAUUCAAUCUAUAGAUAUUGACAGAAUAACUGAUAAAAAUUAAAAAGUCUGUAAA